AUGCUGAGGGGCUCAGUGAGUCUGAGCAGAGCUGAGGAGAGACCCUGGUCCGGGACUGUGGACUCAGCUCCUGGAGAUGUUCUGGACCAGUUCCAGACCUCAUUAACCUUGAACAGAAGGCUCACUGCCCCCUCCUCCUGUGGGCUGGCCUUGGACCCACUGGGCUGGCCACACACGGAUGGCAGACCCCACACAUCCCCACUGCCCGGCAAAGGCUGGACUGUGGACCUAAAGCAGAGUGGGCCUCUUCCUGGUCCCCUCAGCUCCAUUUAUCAGCAGCAGCUCAGGCCUCGGCGGCUGCUUCAAGCGUGCCACCCGGGAUUCUUCAAGGCGUUUGCUGGAAAUAUAAAGUGCUCCAAGUGUCCUCCGCACAGCAUCAGCUUCAGUGAAGGCUCCGCAGUGUGCCGCUGUGAGGCCGGCUUCUACCGCGCAGACAAGGACCCGCCCACUAUGGCCUGCACUCGCCCUCCAUCUGCCCCUCGUAACCCGAUGUUUAACCUGAACGACUCCUUCCUGCUGCUGGAGUGGUCGCCUCCCAGUGACAGCGGCGGCCGCAGGGACCUCACCUACAACGUCCAGUGCAAACGCUGUGGAUCGGAGUCGGAGCAGUGUCGCCUGUGUGACGAAGAGCUGAGGUUCCUGCCCCGGCCACUAGGGCUCACCAACGCCACUGUCACCGUCACCGACUUCUCUGCACACGCCAACUACACCUUCGAGAUAGAGUCCAUGAACGGAGUUUCUGACCUGAGCUCCUUUCCGCGCCAAGUGGCUUUUAUCACCGUCAGCACAGAUCAAGGGGGUCCAUCCGUGGUGGGCGUCAUGAAGAAGGACUGGGCUUCUCCGAACAGUAUCGCCCUCUCCUGGCAGCAGCCGGAACAGACAGCCCUGCUCAUCCUGGAGUACGAGGUCAAAUACUACGAGAAGGAGCAUGAACAGACCAGCUACUCUUCCACACGAACCCGAGCUCCCAGUGUGAUCGUCUCUGGCCUGAAACCUGCCACAUGGUACGUCUUCAGUGUGCGCACCAGGACAGCGGCCGGAUACAGCUCCUACUCCCCCAAGUAUGAGUACGAGACCACCGGAGACUCCUCGGACUUGGCGGCAGACCAGGGCCAGGUCCUGGUCAUCGUCACCGCGGCUGUGGGCGGCUUCACUCUGCUCGUCAUCCUCACCUUGUUCCUGCUCAUCACUGGAAGGUGUCAGUGGUACAUCAAGGCCAAGAUGACCGCAGAGGACAAGAGGAGGGCCAGCUACCAGAACGGCCUGGUGCCGUUCCCGGGGAUAAAGACCUACGUCGACCCUGACACCUACGAAGACCCCACUCAGGCCGUGCACGAGUUCACCAAGGAGAUAGACCCGUGUCGCAUCCGCAUCGAGAGAGUGAUCGGAGCCGGGGAGUUUGGGGAGGUGUGCAGCGGUCGCCUCAGGACCCCCGGGAAGAAGGAGAUCGCUGUGGCCAUCAAGACUCUGAAGGGAGGAUACGUGGAGAGGCAGAGGCGGGACUUCCUGCGAGAGGCGUCAAUCAUGGGCCAGUUUGACCACCCCAAUAUUAUCAGGCUGGAGGGAGUCGUCACCAAAAGGUCAGGCGAAGUUCAGAGCUCCGUGCACCUCAAGGGGAACGCCUUCACACCAGCCUGCUCCAAGAGUGACCCAAUUUUUACUAUCUCCGCUUUCCGCUUCCUCGACAUUGGAUUAAGUCUAUCCACAGGAUGGUUGUGGAUAUUGAGAGACACCUACUGCCAGCUCAAGUCUUUUGUAUCCUGGGGUCAUCACUGCCUUCUGCUGUUGGUGUUGGAGAAGCAACUGAAAUGGGAUUAA
This is a messenger RNA of Knipowitschia caucasica, 1818 nucleotides long. The record is from the annotation of a GenBank genome assembly. Lineage: Eukaryota; Metazoa; Chordata; Actinopteri; Gobiiformes; Gobiidae.